UUUGUUGACAGGUGGGGAGGCAGAAGAUGUCAAUUGUUUAAGAUGUUAUUAACAGAUGAUGGAUUCAGCGUUGAGUGUUGUGUUUAGUAAUACUGCAUACCAGGCUUAGAAUGUUGAAGUAAUGCCCAGAACAUGGCAACGAAUAAUUUGCAAUGGCAGCGCUUUUGUAUAUGUAUCCAGAAACACGCCCCUCCCGUUCAUUCUGUCACUUUGGAUUUAAAGUGAUUUAAGUACACCUAAUAAAUUAAAACUUUAUUGUUAGACUUAAUUGUUUAUCGCGAUAGUAGUCGUUUAUGCAUGCUGCAUCACUGGUAAUUCGUUUUAUAUAGGUAUGGAAGAUAGCCUGAGUGUAAGGUCGUACGAAUCAGGUACUACUAGUGAAGAAUAUGAGAUUUUAGCUGGGAAUACCAUCAAUAGACCCCAGCUCCAUAUUGCAGAUGACGGUAGCAUUGAUGACUUAAGAAAAAAUUUGAGAGAAGUAUUGUCAGAAGACUGCCAGAGUCCGAAAAUGGAAAAUAGCAUAAAUAAUGCAGCUGUUACCCAGUCCUCAGAUGCAGAAGCUAUUAAAAUUGUCGGCAAAAGCAUAUUUUAUAAUGAGGACUCGGACAUUUCAAACUCGCCAUCAAAUGAAGUAGAGAAGGAAGACACCAUGAAGAAUGAAGAAUUGACAAAUGUUCCAGAUGUGCAACAGGAGUGUACUAUUUUUAAUGGAGUAACAUAUCUCGGUUCAGCUGCCAUAAAUGCUCCUAAAAGUGAAGCAGAGAUUCAGAGGAAUAUGGCAAUAUUAAAUGAACAGUCUAUAGAAAGUGGAAUUAAAAUUUCUGUGUCCGUUCCAAGCUCUUCCGAUGGAACAGUUGUGUUGUAUGAUGCAGCUACAAAUGCUGUGAUGGCACAGUAUGAAAUCCACCGGAUCUUGUACUACAGCAGAGGAACAGUAGGAACUAAGGAGGCGCCAUGUUUUGCAUUUACAUGGUCUCAUGGAGAAUCCCACGAAUCAGCCAUAUUUCAGUGCCAUGUAUUUAGAUGUGAUAUUCCAGAAGCUGUGGGCCAAGUUUCUGGAUGUUUCUCCAAGGCAUUCCAGCGUGUACCAAAGAGUCUUAUGAAUUCAGUGACAAGUCUUUCCAGUCCAGCACAGUCAGAUGAAGUGUUCAUUUUUCAAGUUACAAUGGCAAUCAAAGAAGAUGAUGGUCAUGGAAAUUUCUCACCGGUUGCAAGAGAUAGAAGUCAUUUCAAACUACGAGUUAAUAUGGAGAAGAAAAUAUGUCUUACUGUACAACAAGCAUCAGAACAUGGAAAGGAACUGGAAGUAGAACGCUGCUUUGGUGUUCUUAUCAGCCCAGGCCGUUACCGCAAGCACUCUGAUCUGCAACUUCUGGAAAUGGAGGCUCAUCCAUGCUCAGAUUCUGGUGAUAAGCUUGGUUCAUAUCUUAUAUAUGGUCAUUGGGAUCCUACAGAACCAGCUUUCGAGUCGCUGAAUAACCCAACACUUCAAGAUUAUUUGACAGUUGCUGUAGAUCUUGUGAUAAAAGGAAUCCAAGAACCAGUGAGAUUUAUAAUUGAGACACAAGUGCGAAUAUUUUCAAAAAAUGAACGUUUUUGGUAUCACAGUAGGAGGCCAUUGACACAACAAUUUAAUCUUCAUUUGAAAGAGAUACCAAGCAAUGAUUUAUCUGAAACACUCUAUGAAGUCAUGAAAAUUGAGAGUAGUGGAAAUUUCGAUGAGACACGAAGGAUUCCAGCUUUAACUCUUGCUUAUCUAACGAGUUCUCCAGCCAUUCCAGACUUAGAUAAUUUGACUCCCAGCAAUGAAGAAUUGUCAGAUGGUGAUGAGCCAUUGCUAAGUGGCACUGGUUCAGUGUCUAAAGACUGUUCAGAGGUUGAACUGGAAUCGUGGGCAGAAGUGCUUCUACGGUGGAGCAGUACAAAUCAGCGUCCACGUCAGUUAGCAGCAUUAGUACGUGCUGGAAUACCAGAAGCUCUUAGGGGAGAGGUGUGGCAACGCUUAGCUUGCUGUGACACUGACACUGCUACAAUGGAUACUUACCGAAUUCUUAUUACAAAGGACAGUCCAUGUGAGACUGUGAUACAGAGAGACAUUAAUCGGACAUUUCCAGCACAUGACUUUUUCAAAGAGGCUGGUGGAUUGGGGCAGGACUCCCUCUAUCGUAUCUCUAAAGCAUAUGCUGUUUAUGAUACGGAAGUUGGAUACUGCCAAGGCUUAAGCUUCUUAGCAGCAACUUUGCUUCUUCAUAUGCCAGAGGAACAAGCCUUCUGUGUCCUUAUUAAACUAAUGUACAAUUAUGGCCUACGAGAUUUGUACAAGGAUGGCUUUGAUGUCCUCUACUUGAGAUUGUAUCAACUGGACAGGUUGAUGGAGGAGCAGUUACCCAAAUUGUGGCAGCAUUUUACUGAGAAAGGUGUAGAGUCACACAUGUUUGCCUCUCAAUGGUUCCUAACUGUUUUUACAGCUAGGUUUCCACUGUAUUUUGUUUUCCAUAUUUUAGAUGUUUUCCUAUUACAAGGAGUAGAAACUCUGUUUCAAGUUGCAUUGGCUCUGCUGAUGGUUUGUAAGAAGGAAUUACUCACGCUUGAUUUUGAGACGACACUUAAGUAUUUCAGAGUUUCCCUCCCAAAGAAAUGUCGUUCUGAAGAAGUUGCCAAAAAUAUAAUGAAACUAGCUACAAGUCUGAAAGUAAAAAAGCUAAAAAAGUAUGAACAGGAAUUCAUAUCUGAAAAAGAAGCCCAAGAAGCUGAAAAGAGUUAUGCAACUCGACUUGAAUUUCUGCAGGCUUCCCUGCAACGUUCUGAGGAAGAAAAGAGAAGCCUCGAAGAAGAAACAUUGCAGAUUAAAGAAAUGCUGCAACGUGAAGUACAAAGGGCUGAAAAUGAAAGCUGCAGAAAUAAUACAAUCAUUACGGAAUAUAAACAGAUUUGCCAGAGACUGGAUGCAGAAAAGAUUGCAGCUAAAUUGGCACUACAGGAACUAAGGGCACAAGUUAAGUUAUGCAAUCAGUGUCGGAAACUGGUCUGUGGCACUGAGGAAGAAGUGACAGCAAACACAGGAACACCAGCUGCUACUAUUGAUCCCCAACUUCAAAGGGCGCAGGAAAGGAUUAGGGAGCUAGAGCUAGAACUAGCACAGACAAAACUUGCUCGAGUACAAGCAGAAUGUCUUAAUCAGGACCUUCUACACAAAUUACAUACAGCUAUUACAGAAGCACAAAUGAAUAAAACAACAUGGCCACCAUGGUUCCAAAAGACAUUAAGCUCAAUAAAGGAAGUGGCAAAAAAGGAUCUUAAAGAUGUAAACAUUAAGAUAUAUCCUAAAGAGGGAAACAGUAAAAGUGAAGUAUCAGGAACAAGUCCCAAAAGACGUGAUUCAGCACCUCCAUUCCCAAGAGAUUCUUACAGCCGUGAUAGCCUGUUUGAUGCAAGUUGUUAAAAAGGAACACAUUUGUGAUUAUGAUUUUCACAAUGAGCUUGUGUUUCAUCUGUGUCUGUUGUCCCACAGGUAACAUUUAUGGUCAUUUUUUCAGUUACAUGUGCAUGUAUUUGGUGUUAUGACUGUAGUUUGUGUAGAGAAAUACUCAAAUGUGAAUGAGUUAGGGAAAAUUGAAUGAAUGUUGUAUAUUAUGUAAAAAUGAAUCUCUUCCAGCAGGCCUUUCAUUACUCAGGUGUUUCAGUUUCAUUCCUGUGAAUGUAUUAUUUAGAGUGACUGAGAAAUGCAAACAGCUGAUUAAAUGAAAAGUAGAUAUUAUAUGUUACUGCAUUGCUAUACAGGAAAUGGAUGAGCUAUUGUGGAUUCAUUUGCUAGUCAUUGUCUCUUAUGCCAGUUUGAAGAGACCACACUUAAUAUAGAGUGCUAUGUAUGAUGCUAUGAAUGUAUAUUUUUGUAACAUAGUGAAUGAGUAUUCUAACAUAGAAAGAUUUAUUCCUUUUUUUGUUCCCUGUCCCAGAGAAGCCAUUCUAAAUUACUGUGAUCUGAAAAUACUUGUAAAGUACAGUUUUCUAUUUUGUCUAUAUACCAAUUAAAUGAUUUUCUUUUAAAAAGGGGAUUAUGUUAUCUGUUAAGUCAUUCUAUUUC
Molecule: messenger RNA, 4084 nt
Organism: Schistocerca americana (American grasshopper)
Lineage: Eukaryota; Metazoa; Arthropoda; Insecta; Orthoptera; Acrididae
Gene: GAPcenA
Product: rab GTPase-activating protein 1-like
Exons: 17
Coding region: 332-3442 (1036 amino acids)
Source: RefSeq, a predicted model, not a curated record